AUGUUACUAACAGUAGUGUGCGUGCCAUUAAUCUGGGGAUUAGUUGGGUUGCAAGAGUCCGCGGCACAGAAUGUUACGGGGAAAGACGAGUGGUGGAGAGACUCGUUUAUCUACCAAGUGUAUCCAAGGAGCUUCAAAGACAGCAAUGGAGACGGCGUGGGUGACUUGAAUGGCAUAACGAGCAAGCUUGAGCACUUGGUAGAUUUGGGCGUGGGUACAGUUUGGCUGUCACCGAUCUACGCAAGUCCGAUGGUAGAUUUUGGGUAUGAUAUAUCUAAUUUUACGGCAAUUGAUCCUAUUUUUGGAACGAUUGAUGACUUUAAGCGCCUGACCACGAGGGCUAAAGCGUUGAAGCUUAAAGUUGUGUUGGAUUUCGUGCCGAAUCACAGCUCGGAUAAGCAUCCCUGGUUCGUUAAAAGUAUCCAGCGUAUCAAGCCUUUUGAUGAGUAUUAUGUCUGGAAGGACGCCAGGAUAGUAAAUGGAACGCGAAAGCCGCCCAACAAUUGGCUGAGUCAAUUUCAAGGUUCCGCCUGGGAAUGGAAUGAUCAACGCAAGCAGUACUAUUACCACCAGUUCUCUUCAAGGCAACCGGAUUUCAAUUACAGCAGCGCUGCUUUGCAGGAAGAAAUGAAAAACGUCUUACGCUUCUGGCUGAACCGUGGAAUUGACGGUUUCCGUAUCAGCGCGAUUAAUUAUCUGAUCGAAGACCCACACUUUCUAGACGAACCCAAAAGUUCAAGUGCUUCCUUUUUACCGGUCACUGAUCCAAACUCUCUGAAGCAUAUUUACACAGUGGAUCGUGAUCAAAACUAUGAUAUUCUUCAAGCCUGGCGCCAGGUUCUCGACUCAACCAAUGGAACCCGCAAAGUAAUUAUCACCGAAGCCUACACAACUCCUUACUUCACAAUGAAGUUCUACCAGCACGGAUCCAACAUUCCCUUCAACUUCAACUUGAUUCAUAAGAUUAAGCUCAAUUCCGGCGCCCUAGGCUACAAGGGCGUAAUCGACGGCUACUUGAACGAACUACCCAGCGGAGCUUUACCAAAUUGGGUCGUUGGCAAUCAUGACAACCGUCGCACUGGCUCCAGACUAACCAGCAGAUGGAUCGACCAGAUCAACAUGAUUGCCGCCGUGCUUCCUGGGGUUGCCAUCAUCUACAAUGGUGACGAGAUCGGUAUGAUCGAUAGACCAAUGGCCUGGAACGAAACUCUUGAUCCAGCAGGAAUCAAUGCCGGCCCACUAAAUUACAAAUUCAAAUCUCGCGAUCCCGCGAGGACUCCCUUUCAGUGGGAUAAUUCAACUAGUGCUGGCUUCUCUUCCAAUCUCAAAACCUGGCUUCCAGUGAAUUCUAAUUACAAGACUGUCAAUCUUGCCAUUCAGAAGACCCAACCCUACUCUCACUAUUCACUUAUGAAAAAACUGAUCUCUUUGAAAAAAAGUCCUAUCCUCCGAAAUGGUACCACCGAAACUACUGUUGUCCAUUAUGCAUAUUUCGCGAUUGUGCGGAGGCUGCAAAAUCAAUCGCCAGUGGUUUUGCUGAUUAAUGUACACAAAACCCUUGUACGUUAUGAUAUCGCAGCUUUUAUUAAUGCUCCGGAUAAAAUGACAGUUUACGCCGCUAAUUCAUGGGCUAAUAUUUCAGUGGGUGUUCAAGUUGAUAUGACUAAUUUUGGUAUUGAUGGUUACGGUGCCGUCAUACUCAUUUAA
This is a messenger RNA of Microplitis demolitor, 1707 nucleotides long. RefSeq names its product alpha-glucosidase-like. Gene Ontology annotation, biological process: carbohydrate metabolic process. The transcript has a single exon. The coding region runs from base 1 to 1707 and encodes 568 amino acids. The record is from RefSeq and is a predicted model, not a curated record. Lineage: Eukaryota; Metazoa; Arthropoda; Insecta; Hymenoptera; Braconidae.